Messenger RNA from Coccomyxa subellipsoidea C-169, 786 nucleotides. RefSeq lists its product as hypothetical. The record is from RefSeq and is a predicted model, not a curated record. The transcript has a single exon. NCBI's taxonomy places the organism in Eukaryota, Viridiplantae, Chlorophyta, Trebouxiophyceae, Coccomyxaceae. Bases 458 to 625 code for a protein of 55 amino acids.
CUGGAUCACUUCUUAGAUUAGCCCGCACUGCAUGAGUCAUGUCUGAUCAGACACCAUGAGCCCAUCGAUGAUAUCUUAACUGUCACCAACAAGAUCUUGCAUCCACACGGCAUAUAGUCUGAACAAAUCAAGACGAAGCCAGCAGGACAUAGUGAGGCACAGUGACAAAGCAGGCACGAAAAGUCAUGAUGCACUCAAAUGACUCUCAUGCCUUCACAAGUUCGUAGUGCACACCAAGGUACCGUGCAUGCCAAGCAGGCACAGCGCGCUGUAAUGCAUCGGGUACAAGCCAAAUCCUACGAGUUCUUCAAGAUGGCACACCUCUGCUAACUUGUAUGUCCAGCACACCAAAAAGAAUCUAAAGCAGCCUCUACAAGGCAUUUUUCAAUGCUACAGCCCCGAGGCACAGAGAACAAUGUCCAAGGCCAACAGGAGUUCUGAUGCUACCCUAUAAAUCAUGUCACUCACAAACAAGUCAACUCGUUCAGUCCAAACCAGGGCCCACAGGGAUGUGGCUGUCCACAAAUCUACUACCUACAGCAAUGCAGAGACACAUGAACAGCAAAAGCACCAGAACAUUGCAGGUGUGACGUCAUCCUCUAUCGAAUGGAGCAAUCUGCCAUGAGGGCUGCGGUGCAAUUGCUUUGGCUUUCCAGUACGCUAGACUCAGAAGCCUUCUAUGUUGCACUUGGUAGCAGGAUACUCACUGGAUGGGAUCUUCUCGUUGUGUACACUGCAGCCAAAAGGCCACGUGUCAUCAUACCAGCACUUCUGCCUAACACAUGC